CCCGCUUCGUUGCGGGGUUACCUCCUCCCUCGGUGAGCUACCGGAUUCCGCGAAGCCGACAGUUCCGCGACUACAGAACCCGGAGCGGAUCGCGUGGGCCCGUCGCCAAGGUCCAGUCGGGCUGCCGAAUCGGCAGUUCUAGUCUACCGUUCCCGCGCCGCGAGUUCGUCUUCUCCGCUCUUGUCCGAACACGAGGAAGCCACCGAUCGCUUCACGAUCGGCUCUCCCCGAGAUCGUUCGAUCUUUUUCCGCGGGGUCGGAGUGCCGCGUCCUCUCUCGUUCGUGGAUACUACCAGGAACUUCGCGGUUUAGAGGAUCCCGGUGGCGUGCAGCUUCCUCGACUGUCUCUCGGUCCCGAAGCAGGAAGAGGAAGAGCGACCGAUCGAUCCGCGUAAUAAAGGGAACUUUGCGUCGGGUGCGUUCCGCAGGGACACGAAGAAAGGGUCUGCCCUAAGCAGAAGAAAGUGGACGACCCUCCGCCGCGCGAAACUCUUUUCAGCAGGACGGACGAUCCUCCCGGGAGGCCGGCGAACCGCUCGGGGAACCGUAUGAGAAAGAGAGACAGACCGUAGCGUCGAAGAGGCUCGGAACGUCGAAGUCCGGUCGAGUUUCCGCUCUCGCUAGGAAUUUGUUGCUCGCCGGAGCAGGUUCUCGUGGAAGAAAGGAGAGAUUAACGAGACGAUUAAUCGUCGCGGAGUGCGUUCGAGACGGUUCUCGCGCGAGUCCCUCUGCCUCUCCCCUCCCGCCCCCUUCUCUCCCGGCUCCGAAGGAAGCGGUCUAAUUCGGAUCGUUAAGUUUUGCGACGUACGGGCCGCUGCAGCGGGCGGGCUUGUAUCUCGACCGGGUGAUUAAAGAUACAAUUAAUGGGCCGACAAUUAAAUAUAAUUAACUCGGGGGAUAGGGUACGCUGGCUCCGCUUGCCAAUUAGCGCGUUAGCGCCUUAUCGGACAUCGGCCGAUCGGACGGCCGCGAGCUUCGAUCUCGAGCAGACAAUAAAAUCGCCGUAAUCGGCGCGGGUAACCGGUAGCCGUGCUGGAGGAGUGGGAGAAGGAGGGAGAGAGAGAGAGAGAGAGAGAGGGAGAGGGAGGGAGGGACAGAAUCGGAGGAGGUCCGUGAGAUAGAGGAUCGAAGUGGCGCGUAAUGAGGAUCGAUUAACUCGAGGAACUCUGGAUGCGUCAUUGAUCGUCCGCUCGGUGGGAGAUCCACGGUUUGUGUCGGAGAUCGGCGGAUAAGGAUCCUGGAACCGAGUACCGCGGUCAGGUAGCGUAGCUCGCGUCUAAGGUGCUCUCCGAGUAGGGAACAAGCGUGCUACGGGGAAAGUUACGAGAGGACUUUGACUCGGCCCGGGAUCCCGAGUGGAGAAACGAAGAGCACUCUCGCGAGACGAUCCGGAUUACAUGCUCGCGGUGCCGAGGGGACCGAAGUGGCUGUCCGUUACUCGUCUGCCACGGGAACUGAGACCCUGAACUUGAAGCCUGCAUGCAUGCUCGCCGCUGAAUCGCUACGACACGCUCGCACACUCCUUGGAGAGCACCGACGGCCACCGAGGGCAGCCUGGACACAUCCAGAGCAACGGAGAAUGCUGACUGCGCACUCGUGACAUACGGGGCUUCCGUUCAGGAUCGAAAGCACGCUGAGGUGGAGGAUGGAGGAGCUGGAGACGUUGGAGAGCACGGAGUGCCCUGAGUGCCCCGGGCCACCCCCCGAGUUCCGGUUGCCGCCACCACCCCGGCCACCCUUCCUCACCGACGGCACCUUUUGCUCGGAGGAACCCCUCACCGAGAUCGAAGAUUGCGUCGCCAUUCCGAUGAUCGAUGCGUCCUACCACACGAACCCAUCGCUGCAGAGCACCGCCCUGAUCAUCACCUGCGCGGUGGUGUUGCUGCUUAUGGCGGCGAUCGUCUCCGUCGUCUUCUGGAAGCACAAGAGGAAAGUGCAGAACCUGUUACCGUGCAAGAGCGCAGCGGGAGCGGCGGCUGCGGCCGCGGUGGCGGCCGCGGGUGGAAGAAGUCGAGUGCUGGCGGACGGUCAGCCGCACGCGGGAACGGGUAGCGCGGGCGGCGGCGCGGUGCUGUACGAGGACCUGCCGGAAGCGGUGACGCACUCGCAGCUGCACAAUCAUCUGCCGAGCCACCAUCCGGGGCAGGCGCCGACGAUCGAGAUGCUGGACGUCAAGGAAACCGGCAGAGGCGUGUUCGUGUGCAGCAGCCCCGGCCCCGAUCCCUACACGUCCCAGGACCUCUACAAUCCCGUCUACGAGGAGCUCAGCAACGGGGACCAUCAGGAAACGGACGAGGAGAGCGAGCUGAACGCUCGGAACCGGCUGCACCAUCAUCAUCGGCAUCAUCAUCGGCCGGCAUCCACCUCGAAGCCGGCCAGCGAGGACGAGUUCGCCGAGGACGAGCUCUCGGUAGGUGAGCCGUCCGAAGCCAGGAUGCUCACCUCCAGUGGGCCUACCUGGGGCACGUGUCCGGCAGGUGGCAGGCCACCGAGGGAGAGACGCGGCAGGAGCCCCAGGAGCCUCGACAGACGCAGGAGAGACAAGAACCACGACAUGGGCGAGUUCCACGAGGGGAUGCUGCUGGACGCUUUGCUUCAGCUGUAUCCUAGCGUCGCUGGCGUAGCAGGCACCCGAACGAAUAGCAAUCAACGACAACAGUCCGUCCCAUCGGUGGCCCACAGGUUACCCUAUUUCGUGCCUCCGAUGCCAGCCACCCAGGCCCUGAGGGUCGAGGAGAACCCGUACGAGAGCGUGCCGGUGCUGGGCCCGCUGCACCACUAUUCGAGCCAGAGCAGAAGCAACAAGGACAGGUCCCGCAAGGACAAGUACAAGUACUCGCCGCAAUACGGUGCCGAGUACUACGGUCUCCAGAACCAGGACGCCGCUCCCGUGUACACGCAGGUGGGCGGCGAGUACUCGGACACCUACUCGCAGCCCACGGACCGUCUCUACAACGAGGACAAGUACACGCAACCGGUGUACUACGGACCCAGAGACGGGGACCAGAUCAGCUCCGGCAGGCUGUACCAAGGCCAACCGGACAGCAGCUUCGGCAGCGACAGCGGUUACAGCCAUCACACGUCGGGCACGACCGGCACCAACGGCACCCGGAGCAGCAACUCGAGGACGAACCACAGAAAGGACAAGCAUCGGAACUCUCAUCAUUCUCACCACUCCGCGGACUACAUCGUGUCCUAAUGAUCGAUCUUGGUGACCGCGGUGUGACUGAAGAGAUCGAGGGAAGAGGAAGCUGUAUGGAAGCUUAUAAUACUUUUCGAGAAAAGUAGUGAUCCCGCGUUUACGUUCGCGUAUUUAUUUCAGAGAUCGUUUGUUUUUUCUUUUUUUUUUGUUGUUUUCUUUUUCUUUUUUACCGUAGACGAGAGCGAAAGUGAACGAGAGAAAGCGAGAGGAGAGAGAUUAAAGCGAGAAAGAGAGUUUUAUUUUUCGUACGCGAGGUGCUUGCGUUCUUUAUUUUCCCUUUCCGUUUCUAAUUGUUGCGCGUGAUAAUAGUAUUUUAGUAUAACACUCGUGUUCGACGAGAGAGAGAGAGAGAGAGGACGUUCGCAAUCGACCGAUCUCUCGGGGUUUAAUCACGGGGCGGGACGGGAUGGGUGAUGAUGAGCACAGAGCAAUAGAAAGACUGUGAACGUGAUGGUCAGACUAGCCAGGGGUUUGGGGCGGGGGAUGAACAUUCACGGAAAAACAGUGAUCUCUUAGUGAUUUAGCAAGACUAUUUAACAAAAUAAUUUGUAAUCCAAUGAGACUCAGGCUGGUACCAAAGGACGCUAAACAAGUACUUCGAUUUUUUAGCCUUCUAGUUUGUAAUUUAUACACGAGUAGAGCUACCCGCGUGAGACGAUUUUAAAACAGAAGAAAAAACGAUAGAAACGAAAGAGGUCUCGCGCGAAACGUGCGACUACCUAGCGAGAAAAGCUGCCACGCGUUUCAUUCGGGAUGCUAAAUUUCGUAGAGUCAAGCGAGUGAGAAGGGAAGAGAAUAAAAGGAAGAGAGAAAGAGAGAGAGAGAGAGAGAGAGAGGAGGGUUAACCGAUCCACUGCCAAAAUAAUCCUAAAUAAGAAAAUCCGUAAAGACUGCCCACCGACUGAGUGUAAUCUGCCAACCGGUUUCGUACAAACACUUUGAUACGAGUACACGCUAGAUGUGAUUUCGUCCCCAACUGCCCAUCGAUCGGAUCGUAAAGUAGCGCCUGAAACACCGUCUUCUCAUGCACCUAGCUAGCUAACCCUGUAGCUACACUUCGCACACGCGUACGCACACGAAGGACAGAACACAAACACACACACACACAGAGACACACCCACGGACACACGGGCGAGCGCACCUUAGUAGUUACAAGCUAGCACAUAAUAAGCACCACGUGUCGAGUCGCAAUCUUUUCCUUCGUCAAUUAUUAUACAAAACGGUAAUUAUCGUUCGCACGGGAUAGCGUAACAGGCAGGAGCAGGAUAUAUGGAACGCGAACAUACGGCUCAAAGGGCCGCUCCUAUUUCUGCAAUCUCGCACGAGGUCGCGGCUCGUUUGAAUACGAAAAACCAUCGACUCGAGAAGAACGGAGAGAAAGAGAGUGUGAGAGAGAAAGGAGAGAAAAACGAAUGAGAGAGGGGAAGGGUUGCUGCAGCAGGGGCUGAGCUACACAGCAAAGUCUUGCCGCUUUCGCAAACAGAAUGCGUAGUGUUCUUUCUGCGAGCCCUUUCCCGCUCGUUCUAUAUUCUCAAAGCUUCUCCACGGCUGCAGACAACGAUCCGGCCGCGUAUCGCGCCGGAUUAAGCAACGAUAACCCGUCGUCGUCGACGUCGUCAACCUCUCUUUGAAUACGCGAGACGGUUCCUUUUGACGAGAUCGCCUUUCCAAGUGUAGCUACCCACGGAGAGCCGCGACAACGAGUAAUACCCUCGCAGGAUACCUAAUCCUGGGCCCUUUUAUACCGUUCGCGAGAAUAACCCACCUAGUUCCUCGCUAGGCGUUACCCGAUCAUAGACGCUCGACCGGUCAUAGAUUCUUAAUUUUUUGGUAGUCGCACGGUUUCCCGCCAGCGAGACGUCUCGAUCACGCUGCCAGACAAACAGACAGACCAAGGGAGAGAAGGAUAAUCAAGGAACAGUGUUCUCAUCUGGCUGACGGCGCGACUGACUGGUCAAGGUCGGAAUCGAGGCGUUAGCUUCUCCUCCUCCGGUUGCAGUUUUCCUCCGUAAUGUCCGCUGGAGACAACGGGAGAAACUAGUGAAAGAUAUUCUUGCUUUGCUCUCAUUGGCUGUAAAAUAUUAACGCAUUCCUAGGAGAUCGGCUAGACUGCUGAUUUUAUGCAUUGACGACAAAUCAGAGGGUUGGAAUCGUAGUGGCAUCACUCGCAUUUCCGAAAAUUUUGACUUGUGUUUUAAACUGUGAUCUAUACAUUGGCAAAUUGCCGAAAAGACAAGUGGAAUAAAUUAUAAUUACUGUGAAUUGGCUUGACUCUAAGUGAUCUUAACCAUAAAGCAGGAAACAAUUCACAUGUUAGUAAACAAUAAACCUUGAAAAAGUAAAAAUAUUUAAUAUUGAA
Molecule: messenger RNA, 5561 nt
Organism: Megalopta genalis
Lineage: Eukaryota; Metazoa; Arthropoda; Insecta; Hymenoptera; Halictidae
Gene: pxb
Product: putative Hedgehog signaling attenuator pxb
Source: RefSeq, a predicted model, not a curated record